Molecule: messenger RNA, 1077 nt
Organism: Entrophospora sp. SA101
Lineage: Eukaryota; Fungi; Glomeromycota; Glomeromycetes; Entrophosporales; Entrophosporaceae
Source: the annotation of a GenBank genome assembly
AUGAGGAUGGGUGAUCUGUAUGAUUUUGAAGGCUUUUCAUCAUUCAAAGCAUCAACGUCAAACAAUUAUACCAGUAUUACCUCAAAACAAAAACUUGAUUUCGUAAGUUUUACCAACGCGUAUGAAUCUAUGAAAAAUGAAAGUAAGUGGAAAUUGACAAGCGGAAAAGUGGUGGAAGAUUCCCUCUACGAAUUUGGAUUAAAAUGCAUGGACGAACACUUAUCACAUAGCUUUAUUUUAGAUACAGAAGAUAUUUCUUACAUCAAUGAAGGUAUUUUUAAUGAAAGUGAAAUGAAGGAAAUUCGCGAUAGUAAAGUUCAAAAUUUACCAGUACUUCCAGACGACCUGUUAGACUAUAUUGUGAGUUUUGAGAAAAAUAAUAUACAAGAGCUUCGACAAACUCUCGACAAACCAUAUAGUAAUAGCACUCAUUAUAACCGCGAACUCCAUCAUGAUUUCGAUUGGUUCAAAUUAGUGAUGCAUUCACUGAUUCGCGAAUAUGAAAGUGGAUCUUUAAAAGAAGAACAUCUAGAAAAUUGGUAUAAUAUUCAUUUAUGGGGACCUAUAAUAGAUCAAUGUUUUUCCAAUAUAUCUGACAUGGAAAUGGUUAGAAGCGAAUCGGCAAGCGUCACAUCUGGAUUAAGAAAGAAUGUUGGUAGAACAAUCGCUGGGAAAAGCUUUCUUACAAGGUGGAAAAUCGGGAGGAAGGGUGACCUUAUAAUAAGAACAGCUGGAAAUCUGGAGUUCGGAAGCUCUGAAGCAGGAAGAUUCUUUAAAAGUGAAAAAGGCACUAAAUGGAUGGUAGAAAGUGGACUAAAAUUACCAAAAAUGCUAAAAGAUAUGUUAGUGCAAUUGGCAAGCGAAGUAAAUUGGUCCAAACCAAUAUUACAAAAGAUAAGAACUGUUGGAUUUGUACAUGGAGGCUCUCGUCUAAUGACUGUUGAGUUAGAUUGCCCUGAAGGUUAUGUAUGCAGAAUGCGUCGUAGUCAAAUUUUCAAAGUGGCAGAUAGUGUGUUAACACAUAGUAGAGAAACAUUACCCUUAUUGUCCGUUACAUGGAAAGCAAAGGCAAGUUAG